CCCUUACCACAGAACAAAAGUCGGAAUACGACGGCUGGAAAAAUAGCCAAGGACCGACUAAAACUGGAUACGAAAUGCUUGGGAGUUGGAUCUGGGAUGAUGAAGACGGAUGGGUCUUCAGAACAGUGGACCAAAGAAGCAACAAACCCACUGUCACCGAAGAGGAAGUUACCUGGGUCCCCUACCAUCUCAGAAAACAAGAGGCGGAAAAUUAUGCCCGAAGAUUUAAAAGAGAUCGGGAAUAUUGGGCCAGGAAAAGACAGGAAGAAGAAGACUUCCUGUACAUCAGCAGACGAUGGGCUGAGGCUGAACGAUUCGAAGAAGAAAGCCGCCGAAUCAGAGGACCAAGCAAGUGGGAACAAAGUCAGUCCGAUUUCUACCCCGAGUGCAUCCACAACUCCUCCUCUACCACACCCAAUUACCCCCCCUCUCCCGAGGACAUCAGACCGACCUGGGCUGAGGGAUUCCCAAAAGGGAGUAAUGGAAGGCGAAAUGUCGAAAAACUCGCCACAAAACCUUGGUGGUAGGGUGGAAGAUGAAGUGGAUUUCGAUUUUUGGUUCUCGGAUUUUGAACCAACUUCGGAUAAAGCGGUAGAAGUAGGAUUGUCCGAGUGCCUAGAAGAAGGAGAGGUAGUAGAGCCAGUCCGGUUGCCAGUAGAAGAAGUCUCUGUGGCGGACCUAGAGACUGAAG
This is a messenger RNA of Paraglomus occultum, 691 nucleotides long. The record is from the annotation of a GenBank genome assembly. NCBI's taxonomy places the organism in Eukaryota, Fungi, Glomeromycota, Glomeromycetes, Paraglomerales, Paraglomeraceae.